AUGCUGAUUUCAUUAAGGCACCAGUUUGAUUCUACACAAACAGAGAUGGAAAAUUUAACAAACACAAUGAAUAUUAUGAAACGACAGUUAUUAGCUGCACAAAAAUUGACGGAUGGAUUGGGUUCUGAAAAAGAACGGUGGAUUAGUGAGAUUGAUAGUUUGGCAAACGAACGAAAAUCUCUUCUGGGGGACAGUUUAUUAGCAUCAGCAUUUUUAUGUUAUUUGGGUCCAUUCACAUCAGAAUAUCGUGAACGUUUACUUUAUAAAGAUUGGUUACAAUCUUUAAUUGAGGAUGGAAUUCCUACCACAGAAGAUAUACGAGUUGAAAAUUUAUUAGCCACAGAAGUUGAAGUAUCCUUAUGGAACUCACAAGGCUUACCAACAGAUGAAAUGAGUAUACAAAAUGCAAUAUUAACUAUGAAAGGUUUUACUUCACCAAUAUGCAUUGAUCCACAAGAUCAAGCCAUGAAAUGGAUUAAGAAGAUGGAAUAUAAUCCUAAAGACAAUACUCAUUCGUUAAGGGUGACAACACAAAAUGAUCCGAAUUUUCUUAGAAUAGUUGAAAAUGCUAUCAAAUUUGGUAUAGCUUGUUUAAUUGAAGAUGUUGGAGAAUAUAUUGAUCCAGCGUUAAAUAAUAUUUUAUAUCGUAAUGUAAAAAGGAACAAAGGUCGAGAUACUGUGAUGUUGGGUGAUCGUGAAGUUGAAUAUGAUCCGAGUUUUCGUUUGUAUAUCUUAACAAAAUUACCAAAUCCUCAAUUUCAAGCCAAUCUUUUUAGCCGAGCAUUAAUUAUUAAUUAUACAGUAACAAUGAACGGUUUAGAAGGACAGUUAUUAAGUACUUUGAUAAAACAUGAACAUAGAGAACUAGAAGAAAGACGAGAGAUGCUAAUCAUGGAGACGAGUGAGAAUAAAAGGAUCCUCAAAGAAUUGGAAGAUCGGUUGCUGUUAGAACUAGCUACACAGACUGGUAGUAUAUUAGACAAUUGGGAUUUGAUCGGCACUCUGGAGGAUAUAAAAAAUAAAGCUGUUGAAAUUGGCAAACAGCUAGCUCAAGCUGCGAUUGUAUCUAAAGAUGUAGAACGUCAAAGAGAUUCAUUUCGUUCAGCUGCAAGAAGAGGUGCUAUACUGUUCUUUAUUUUAUCUGAUUUAUCACUUGUUUGUCCAAUGUAUCAAUUUUCAUUAUCUGCCUAUUUGACUGUGUUUGUAAAAGCACUUAAAAAAGCAAUGCCAAACAGUUCACUUACUAAACGUUUAACUAAUAUUAAGAAUUCAUUGACUUAUGUAAUCUACUGUUAUGGAUGUAUGGGUAUAUUUGAACAGCACAAAUUAUUAUUAUCAUUUCAAUUAGCAAUACGCUUACAACAAGAUGAAAAGUUGAUUAAACCGAAGGAAUUAGCUUUCUUUAUACGAGGUAAUACAUCAUUGAUGGAAACAGUUCAUUAUACACCACCAUUCAACUGGAUAUCACAACAUAUUUGGCUUGAUUUAGUUUAUCUAGCUGCAUUUCUUCCUAAACACUUUGGAAAACUGAUAAAAGAUAUUUGUAAUAUGGGUAAUGUUUGGAAAAAGUGGUAUGAAUCAAAUAACCCAGAAUCAAUAACAUUUCCUGGUCGUUAUGCUAAUCUACACCCGUUCCUAAAACUAUGUCUUAUCCGUUGUUGGCGUAUGGACCGUAUACCAUCAGCUAUAACGAAUUAUGUAAUACAAGUGAUUGGCAAAGAGUUCGUCACCCCACCAAUAACAAACUUAGCUGAUAUAUUAACCUCAACUUCACCGACAAUACCAGUUGUUUUAAUUGUUCAGCCUGGCUCAGAUCCACAAAGUCAACUCACUCAACUCUCACAUUCAUUGGAAUUCAGUUCAUCUCGUAUUAAAUAUCUUUCAAUGGGUCAAGGUCAGGAACCACAUGCUCAAAGUCUUUUUGUACAAUGUGCAGCCCGUGGUAAUUGGUUAUUAUUGCAAAACUGUCAUUUACUGGUGGGAUUUAUUCCAACUUUAGAGAAGAUGAUAGACGAUUUGAAUAAACCACAUCCAGAUUUUCGUAUAUGCCUUACUACUGAAAUGGUUUCUGAUUUCCCGAUAGGAAUAUUACGGAGAUCGUAUAAGGUGGUUAUGGAACCACCGAUUGGAUUGAAACAGAAUUUAGCUUCUGGUUUAGGCAAAUUAUCACAUAAAGAAUUCGUCAGUUGUGAACAUCCCAAUUAUCGUGCAUGCUUGUAUACACUAGUAUUUUUACAUUCUGUUUUACAAGAAAGACGUCGAUAUGGAAAAUUAGGUUGGAAUGUCAGUUAUGAUUUUUCUGAUACUGAUUUUUUUGUUUCAUUGAGAAUUUUACAACUUUCGUUGACAAAAUCUUUGGAAGAGAAAACAAAUAUUUCAUGGGAUACAAUCAAAUAUUUGAUUGGAGAGGUAAUAUACGGUGGUAGAAUAAUUGAUAAUUUUGAUCGACGUGUAUUAACGACAUAUAUGGAUGAAUACUUUAGUGAUUUUCUAUUCGAUGAUAUUCAACCAUUUACAUUCUAUGAAAGAAGUAAAUUGAAAUACUUCAUCCCUGAAGAACCAGCAGAUUCAACAAACUACAAAGAAUUAUAUUUAGAAUAUGUUUCGCACCUGCCUGGAAGUCAAAAGCCUGAAGUAUUAGGUUUUCAUUCAAAUGCAUCUAUCGGUUAUACAGCUCAGUACACACAUGAUUUAUGGUCGAAUUUACUAUUGUUGAUGCCUGAGACUGAAUCAGUUGGAGGAGUACCUUCUGCCAAACACCUCAGUAUAGUGGCCUCCCUAUCAGGUUCAGAAAGUCAUUCUGAGAUUCGAGGGUCUGCAACAUCUGCUGGAAACUUAAUACAAGUAGUCACUAACGUAAAUGUUGAUGACAGUGAGCACGCUGAUAUACAGUCAGCUUCGGAUGAAAAUGCUACUGCGUUAGAUCCAGUGAGUGAAGUAAACCGAGAAGUUGAUACAGCCAGUUCAAGUGGUAACAGUAGUGAGGAGGAAGAUGACAUCGAGGAAUUUCAUCAGUCAAACCGACGACGCAAUACUUCGAUAAGUGUUUCAACUGGACAUUCCUCAAUGACCUCAGUUACAGAUGCUUCAAUCCCUACAACUCCAACUGUUUCUAGUGGUGACGUAAUGGUAAGCCAUAUGGUGGAUGGCAUACUCAAUCGUUUACCACACUUGUUCGAUGUCGAUACUUUGAAACGGAAGUAUAUGGGUACUGAGAUAUCCCCGACAAUUAAUGUCCUCAUCCAGGAACUAAACAGAUUUAAUCUAAUCCUCGAAAAAAUUAAUACAUCUCUUAAUAGUUGGCGACGUCUUGUACCACAAACCAAGAAAUCUCUUCCAAAUUGGUUACAGCAUUUAAUGAGACGAGCAGAUCAAUAUAAAAAAUGGAUGAAUGCAGGUAAAAGUGAACCAGCAGUGAUUUGGUUAUCUGGUCUACAUUUACCUCAGUCUUAUAUAACUGCUUUAAUUCUAAAAGCUUGUCGAAAAUAUGGUUGGGCUAUAGACAAAUGUGCUAUACAAACUACAGUCACUGAUGUGGUACCAGAAGAAGUUCAUACUAUACUCAUGGCACCUGAAAUUGGAUGUUAUGUAUGUGGUCUUUAUAUUGAAGGUUCUGCUUGGGAUGUAAAGGAAAUGUGUCUAACAAGACAAAAAUCAGGUGAAUUAUUACAAGAAAUGCCAAUUGUAAAGUUAACACCAAUUGAAAAACAUCGAUUAAAAUUAACUAAUACAGUAAAAGUACCAGUUUAUGUAACAAGUCAGAGAUGUAAUCCUAUGGGUGAAGGAUUUGUUCUUGAAUUAGAUAUACCCAUUAAAAAACAUUCAUCAUUUUGGAUUUUACAAGGUGUUGCAGUACUUUUAAAUACAGAUUAG
Heterobilharzia americana is the source of this 3873-nucleotide messenger RNA. Lineage: Eukaryota; Metazoa; Platyhelminthes; Trematoda; Strigeidida; Schistosomatidae. The record is from the annotation of a GenBank genome assembly.